Solanum dulcamara is the source of this 984-nucleotide messenger RNA. Its product is annotated as bZIP transcription factor 11-like. The record is from RefSeq and is a predicted model, not a curated record. The coding region runs from base 34 to 648 and encodes 204 amino acids. NCBI's taxonomy places the organism in Eukaryota, Viridiplantae, Streptophyta, Magnoliopsida, Solanales, Solanaceae. Gene Ontology annotation, molecular function: DNA-binding transcription factor activity; transcription cis-regulatory region binding. Gene Ontology annotation, cellular component: nucleus. The transcript has a single exon. Gene Ontology annotation, biological process: positive regulation of DNA-templated transcription.
CCACCCACCCCCUCUAUAAGAAAUUUUCCGAUCAUGUUGUCCGCUAUUCUUUCCUCCGACGGGCUUUUUUCGAAUGCCUUUCCUUCUUUUAACGAUGAUUUUACUCAAUGGGAUUGCAUCGAAUCGGCUUUUAUAUUCCCUGAACAAGGGAUAGAAUUGAUAUUUUCACCGAUGCAAUCCCCAACUCCUGAAUCGUUAAUUUCACAUGACUCCGGUUCAGGCCCUAACAAAUCUAAACCUGAUUCUUCUAACGAUAGCCCGUAUUCUGGAUCGGAUGAUUUGUCUAUAAAGGAGAGAAAGCGAAAGCGUAUGAUUUCAAAUCGCGAGUCAGCCAGGCGAUCCCGCAAGCGAAAGCAAACAUAUUUGGAGAACUUGAGGGACCAAUCGAAUCGGCUUAAAGUCGAAAACCGGGAUUUAACGAACCGGGUUCGACUCGUAACCGGUGAUUGCCAACUUGUCGAGAGAAACAACGAGAUGCUACGAACCGAAUCGAUUUUACUCCGACAGAGACUCGAGGGUAUACGUGAAAUCUUAAGUGUACGGCAACUUCAGCAACACUUGUACAAUUCCCAUGCAUGGCCAUGCAAUAAUUUAUACGUGGAACAAAUACCAUAUUUCAUUAAUCAACCUAUAAUAAAUCAUCAUUAAAAGACAUGCUUGCUAGCAUCUUCUAAUAUAUGUUAUUCGAACUAUAUAAAAAUAUUGUGACAUUUUUAAAGAAUCUGUAUAACAUAGGUUGGAAGCACUAUAUACCUUAAACAUGGAUAGAUGAACCAAAGAGAUUUCUUUCUCUCUCUCAAUCUAUUUCUUGUAAAUUAAAAGAUGUUAAUAGAAUAACAUCGUCUCUAGACUAGUAUAGGAGUUUUGAGGUUGUGGGAAACCAAAUGGCGGUUUUAUUUUUUAAGCAAAAAAACCAGUCAUUAUGGUUUGUACUAAAAGACUUUAUGCAUUUUAAUUUGGCUGUAUUCUCACUAUAUAUAUAUA